GGGUAAUAAUUCACUCUGGCUUGUUGCUUCUAAUAGUCGUUCCUUUUAAUCUGAGCUUCUGCAGUGAGACAUCUUAUGAAAAGGACAAAGUGAUGAGUUGUGAAUAAAAAUUAUUUGGCUGUUUAUAUUUGGCGGAAUAUCCUAGAACUUCAACCACAAAGCUAAUCUAGACAUACUAAGUUGGGGUCUGCAGUAUAUGUGUAUUUCCACUCACAGAACUGCUGCUCACAGACUUUGUGUACUUAUGGGUCACAUCAGGUUCCUCCUUGCAUUCCUUAUAAUCCUGGCCUCUGUCACGGCCAUUUCUGGCUGUUACUGUGAUCAUUAUGCAUGGAGCUCGUGGUCCUAUUGCACCAGGACUUGUGACCAGGGGACUCAGGAACGUACCAGAAAUGUCCGGUAUGAUGACCACUGGAAUAAGAACAAUUGUGGCCAACUGUGCCAGACAUAUGAGCGCCGGACAUGUAAUGUGGAUCCGUGUCCAAUAAACUGCCAACUGACUGAGUUUGGACCCUGGUCAGAGUGUUCACCCUGUGCCAAAAAAAUGUUCAGAACCAAGUCUGUCCUGAGGCCAGCUCAGUUUGGGGGACAGGACUGCAAUGAACCUCUGAUGGAGGAAAGACCUUGUCAUUCUUCUAAAGAAUGUGGAAUUGAAAAAGGCAAUUGCAAGGACAAAUUCACCUGUGAUAACGGCAGAUGUAUAAAAGCUAUUCUUGAGUGUAAUGGCCAGAAUGACUGCCUGGACAACUCUGAUGAGAAGAACUGUGGCCAAAUCAAACGGGUGUGUGCUACAGAAAGAGUGUUUUAUGUCCUUCCUGGAGUGGAUCUGAUUGGCAACGGGUUUGAUGCAGUUGCAGAGCAGAUGAGGGGUGCGGUCCUAGACAACUCCAUCAUGGGAGAUGAAUGUCUCUUAAACCGCAGCAAAGCAAACAGGAAAGUCUAUCGAAUCCCAGCCAACAUCGAGAGCUAUGAAAUCAAUGUGGAAACACUUGAGGAUAUUGAGGAGAACCCGCCAGUGCAAACUCAGCAGGUCACUUCGAAAAGUCAGACCUCAUAUUCUGGACCGAUUUAUCCACAGGACUUUUCCUUUAGAAUUCCCAUCUUUCUGAGAAUCAUCCGAAACUCUCUACAGUCCAAAUCCUUCAAGGAAGAAAUGAGUGCAUUUCAAAAAAAGGACUCGGAGUAUUUCAGGCUAAACCAGGAUAUAGCCACGUCCACUUUCAGAACAAAAUCAUCUGACUUGUACCUAUCGCACCCCUUCCUGACCUUCCUCAACAGCCUACCUCUGGACUACAACUACGCCCUCUACAGGCAGAUCUUUCAGCAGUUUGGGACCCAUUACUUUAGUUCUGGUACACUGGGAGGGCGGUACGACCUGCUUUUCCAAUAUGAUCGUGAACAGCUCAAGACUCAGGGUUUAACACAGGAGCAGACAAGAAACUGCAUCCGAAAUGAAUAUUCCAUCUUCCUCUUUAUUUAUUUUUCAAGGUCACAUAGCAAUAGAUGUGGUACCAACACUCAGACCACCACAUAUGAAGGAUCCUUCUUGCAGACGUCAGAGAAAUCCAUAUCAUCAGUGAAGGGAGGAAGAUCAGAAUAUGCUGCAGCUCUGGCCUGGGAACAGAAAGGUGCUCCACCAGACAGCACGACUUACAAGGACUGGAUCAAAUCUACUAUAGACAACCCCACUGUCAUAGACUAUGAGCUGAAGCCCCUGUUGGAUCUAGUACGUGGCAUUCCCUGUGCCGUGACUAAGAGACGACACAUGCAGAAGGCUCUGAAUGAGUAUCUGGCAUCCUUUGACUCAUGUAAAUGUGCCCCCUGUCCCAACAAUGGCCGUCCCACCUUGUCAGGGACAGAGUGUGUGUGUAUCUGCCAGACUGGAACCUACGGGGCCAACUGUGAGAAACGGGCCAAGGACUACACUUCAGAGGCAGUUGAUGGCUACUGGAGCUGCUGGAGCUCAUGGAGUGUCUGUGAUUCAACCUUAAGGAGGCACCGCACUCGCUCCUGUAACAACCCUGCUCCUCAGAAAGGAGGGAAACCCUGCCAGGGCCCUGAGCGCCAAGAGGAGGAGUGCACCAUUUCUAUAUUCCAACAGAAGGAUGUGUGCAUCAAUGAUGAUGACUUUGAGUCUGAGGGAGACAGUGAGAGCGUUCUGCCUCCAGGAGUUUCUGGCUGUGCCAAACCUAAACCUCCUGCCCACAGCUACCUGAGGAUCAAUAAGCGAGUGUAUGAUUAUGGAGAUCAUGAGGAGUUUGUGUGCUUCUCUGGUUUUGAGCUGAAUGGUUACCAGCUCAUUCAUUGUCAGCAGGAUGGAACAUGGGAGGAAGCAAAGGGCAGCUGCGUCAAGAGGGUAUGUUCCAGACCUAAAGUGCCAAACGACAUGAACAUAAGCCCAAGCAAAGAGGAGUACAAUAUUGGCUCCAGUUUCUCUCUGAGCUGCUCGGGCAGUGCCAGGAGCCCAUCAGGACCACGUUACUACAUCUGCACCAAAGAACUCACCUGGGACCCAUCCAUCCCUAAUGACAUACAAUGCAAAAAUGAUGAGCCCUUUAUACCAGACAGUAGCUGUGGGAUGGGAAAGCGGCGUGUGGGUUCCACGUGUGUCUGCAUUCCUCGAGAAGACUGCAGGAAGUAUAAUAACGACAUUUGUGCUUUGGACGCGACAAAAGGCAGCGCCCUGAUGAUGUCCUUAUGCUCCUUUCACGCUGACCGUUGCCAUGGAGACAAGCUACACUUCAUUAAUGACGGUCCAUGUAAAGGGGAUGUGAACUGGGCCAUAUUCAGGGCCAGCAUUUCUGAGAAGAGCUCGGUGCAGGAGCCAUGUGGAUCAGACACCUGUUACGAGUGGGAGACCUGCUCAGCAUUGGGUGUGUGUGUGUGCAAACCUCCCAGAAAUUGUCCAAAGACCGAGGGACAAACCUACUGUGUAAAAAUCGUGAGACUUCAGCGCCAGCAGAGCAUCAGUCUGUGUACCAUAGCUGCCAUGAAGUGCAGCGGCUUUGACUUGGAAAUUCUUCAUGAAGGUGUAUGUUAAAGCCUAUAAAUAGAUUUAUACUCAAUAUCUACACACAGAACAGCUGAUCCUGUGACAUAUUCGUCCUCUACGUAUACCUGUUCACUCAGCAUUUUCUACUGAUAUCUUCAACCACAGAGCUUACAUUUUAUACACAUUUUCACUCGGAAUUACUUGGUAUUAAAUAUUUAUGUGGAGCACUAUUUUGAAUAAAGCUAUUUUCAAGUGUAA
Pangasianodon hypophthalmus (striped catfish) is the source of this 3250-nucleotide messenger RNA. RefSeq names its product complement component 6 (gene c6.2). Gene Ontology annotation, molecular function: protein binding. Lineage: Eukaryota; Metazoa; Chordata; Actinopteri; Siluriformes; Pangasiidae. The transcript is spliced from 19 exons. Gene Ontology annotation, biological process: immune response. Gene Ontology annotation, cellular component: membrane attack complex. The record is from RefSeq and is a predicted model, not a curated record. The coding region runs from base 197 to 3040 and encodes 947 amino acids.